Sphaerulina musiva SO2202 is the source of this 1815-nucleotide messenger RNA. RefSeq names its product Dihydropteroate synthase. Gene Ontology annotation, molecular function: dihydropteroate synthase activity; 2-amino-4-hydroxy-6-hydroxymethyldihydropteridine diphosphokinase activity. The record is from RefSeq and is a predicted model, not a curated record. The transcript has 3 exons. Gene Ontology annotation, biological process: tetrahydrofolate biosynthetic process. Gene Ontology annotation, cellular component: mitochondrial envelope. NCBI's taxonomy places the organism in Eukaryota, Fungi, Ascomycota, Dothideomycetes, Mycosphaerellales, Mycosphaerellaceae. The coding region runs from base 1 to 1815 and encodes 604 amino acids.
AUGGUGAAGACUGUCGCAGAGACUUUGUUGCGUAUCUUGGAGUUCCUCACACCUACCCUUGAGAUACAGGAGAUCACCGUGAGAGCGAUCCAGAAACAGGGGAUCUCGAAGGCACGGGCACGCUGGGCCAUUCCUGGCGAAAGUUCAAAUUCCGAUGAUAAUUUAACCAGGAAAGUGAAAGUCAGAAUUCUGAAAGGGACUACAUACAGCGAUGACGCUGAAGUGAGGCCACAGCAGAAGGCCCAAUUCGCUAGCAAUCUCACUAACGAAGCAGAAUCAUAUGCAAUCAUCGCGCUAGGCAGCAAUCUGGGCCAUCGAGUGGAUAGCAUCGAAGCUGCCUGCAAUCUCAUCAGUGGAGACCCAGAUCUGCGAAUUAUCUCGACUAGUCCGCUCUACGAGACGCGCCCUAUGUACUACGAUGAUCAAGGAAGAUUCGUCAACGGAGUCUGCAAAGUUGCAACUGAUUUAAGCCCCGUCCAGCUCUUAGAUCGUCUUCAGAGCUUCGAGAAUGUUCUUGGACGUGUGAAGCUCAUUGAUAAAGGCCCCCGGAACAUCGAUCUGGACAUCAUCACGUAUGCUCAACAUGUCAUCUCCACAGAACGCCUCACAAUUCCACACAAGCUGAUGCUGGAGAGGGAGUUCGUGCUUCGGCCGUGGUGCGAAAACUUCAAGCUCGCCUCGACUGGACAGUCUGUCUCUCAGCACCUGCAGCAGCUAGUCCCUGGUGAACCCUCCAUGUUCCCCAUCACACCUCUAGCUCCCGAAAGUGAACUUCUCCAAUCACUGCACCCGAAGCGAAAGACGCAUGUGAUGUCCAUUUUGAAUGUGACGCCAGACUCGUUUUCCGACGGUGGUGCCAAUCGGCCGACAGACCUCGAUGCAUUGAAACACACCAUUCAAUCUCACAUUGCAGCAGGCGCUACCAUCAUCGACGUGGGAGGACAGUCUUCUCGGCCAAAUGCCCCGGAUGUCACAGCCGAGGAAGAAAUUGCCCGUAUUCUCCCAGCGAUUGAGCUCAUUAAAGCCCUACCCGAAGCAAAGCAUGUUUCCAUCAGUAUUGACACAUACCGUGCUUCCGUCGCCGAAGCAGCGAUCGAAGCCGGCGCACAUAUCAUCAACGACAUCUCUGCCGGAAGCCUCGACCCUGACAUGUUACCCACUAUCGCCCGCCUCGGUUGCACCUACAUCAUGAUGCACAUGCGCGGCAGCCCCGCUACGAUGCAAAAUCCAGAAAACACAGCCUAUCCCGACGACCUCGUCUUUACAGUGGCUACAGAACUCCUCGUACGACUCGACGCCGCACAGCAAGCCGGCAUUCGACGUUGGCGCAUCAUUCUCGACCCCGGCAUUGGAUUCGCCAAAACCGUCGAGCAAAAUGCGGAGCUUCUGGGUCGAUUUUCCGAGCUUCGAAAUCAUGAAGAGCUGAGAACGUAUCCGUGGUUGGUGGGAACCAGUCGGAAAGGUUUCAUUGGAAAGCUCACUGGUGUAGAAGAUGUGAGAGAUCGGGUGGAGGGUACUGCUGCUACUGUCACGGCUGCGGUGGCUGCUGGAGCGGAAAUCGUGAGAGUACACGAUGUGAAGGAAAUGGUAAGAGUGGUAAAGAUGGCGGAUGCCAUGUAUAGAAGAGGACGACGAGGAGGAGACGCGCAGUCCUCCUCUCCCUCUUCCUCCUCCUCCUCCUCCUCCUCCUCCUCCUCAGUCUGCGAUACGCACUGUUCCGAGAAUGACCAGCAGGAAGGUCAAACUCAGAUUGAAGAAGAAGAAGAAGAAAAAGGAAAAGGAAAAGGAAAAGAAAGAAACAACUGCGUCCCUUAG